Molecule: messenger RNA, 1837 nt
Organism: Oncorhynchus masou masou (cherry salmon)
Lineage: Eukaryota; Metazoa; Chordata; Actinopteri; Salmoniformes; Salmonidae
Product: microtubule-associated protein 6 homolog
Exons: 3
Coding region: 181-1104 (307 amino acids)
Biological process (GO): regulation of microtubule cytoskeleton organization; cytoskeleton-dependent intracellular transport; microtubule cytoskeleton organization
Cellular component (GO): Golgi-associated vesicle; cis-Golgi network; microtubule
Molecular function (GO): calmodulin binding; microtubule binding
Source: RefSeq, a predicted model, not a curated record
UGGCGUGGAGACAGCACGCUGGCGAAGGUUUGCAGGAAUGGGCGCAUACACACGGCGGCACUUCUGAAUGUAGCUAACGUUUGAUAAAUAUAUUUAUCUAUUUUUUUUGCAAUUUUCCUUAUUUUCUUUUUUCCCCCUUUUCGUUGAUUAGCCUAUUUUUUUUAUUCGAACCAAAUCGCCAUGGCUUGGCCGUGCAUAAGCAGAGUGUGCUGUCUGGCUCGAUUCUGGAACCAGUUUGAUAAAUCCGAUCUUUCAGUGCCACUGACCAUACAGAACUACUCGGACAUCACCGACCAAGAGGUACAAUCUGUCACCAGGCAGGUACCGACGGACCGGGUUCUGAGGCACAACUAUUCCACCACGGAACAUCGCGGAUCCCCCCAGACACCGGGAGAUGCCCCGGGGACCCAGAGGUCAUUGAGGGGCCGGAGGGAGCCCAACUUCAAACCCCAGGAUGACUACCAACAAACCGGUGUGCCUUUCUCCACUGUCACCCAGUACAAGCAGGAUUACAAACCCUGGCCUAUUCCGAAGAAGGAGAAUUUUCCCUGGAUCAGCAAUGUCGGAAAAGGGGGUGAAGUUGGUUCGGAUAGCUCCGUGAACAGUAACCCCAAUGCGAGCCAGACGAGAGGAGACAUGCGGGAGAGAGAGGAGCGGGGCAGACAGAGGUGGGGGGAGCAGGGGACGGCAACAGCCAAAAGCUCUUACAGACAGGAGUACAGGCCGUGGACGGGGGCAAGACCAGCCAAGACCACCAGGAAACAACGCCCCCCUGCCCCGUAUGCCAGUCCCGGAUCGGGGGUCUCCCACCUCCCUAAUGAGACCAGCUACCAAGCCGCCUACAACGGAGGCGGAGAGGCUUUCAGACACACAGAGCUUCACCAGAGGGACCAUACUCCCAGCACCUCCACUGCUGACCUGCUGACCCCCACCGUCCCCCAAAACACCCCUAUCACCACCACCGCCGGCCUCCAGCAGAGCAGCCUGCCAGAGAGACCUGACAUCAGUAUAGGAACCAUGGGAGAGGAGCAGUUGGUUAGGACUAAGCUCUCUCCCAACCCCUCUGCGGUUUUUCAAAGCGGAUCCAGAAUCUUCAACAUAUGACAGACUCUCCAAAUCAUUCUACUGGUUACGGGGAGUCCAAAGAACCAGUUAGGGAAUGUUCUCUGUCCAUUCCACACUAUAACAAAAUCUAUGCAAGGGAAUGUACAUCUUCUCAAUGUAACCAGAAAGGAAAAGUUAGCUUACCGUCCAGUAUAGUAAAUCAGAGAUGAGAGUGAAUGAGAAACGAGAUGUCAUAAAACAAGAUAAAUCAUUUUACAAUUCUGUUCUAUUGCUAUGAAAAUGUCAUUUGCAUGAAACAAACUAGUUUGAAAUCAGGCUUUUUUGCCGUUGGACACUCCAAGAGAACACGGCUGCUCUGUGAGGUGUGUUUGUGUGUACAGGUGUGUUUGUGUGUACUGUAUGUACAGGUGUGUCUGUGUGUACAGGUGUGUUUGUGUGUACUGUAUGUACAGGUGUGUACUGUGUGUACAGGUAUGUUUGUGUGUAUGUGUGUGCACCUGUUGACUUGGAAUGAUUUAAGUUAAUAAAUCAUUUUUGUACAUACUGUUGGAUCUAUUGAAAUGACAAGAAAUGUAUGCUCACACUACACUUUGUCCAGAAAGGGUGUUGAUUUUUGUUAACGGAAACAAACAAAAAAUAUUUAUUUCAUUUCUAUUCAAUUACUGGUAGGCAACUGUUGAGAAAAUAGCUGUUUCUGGUGUAUACGUCCAUUUUGUACAUCUGCUUCAGAAAAUAAAAAGUUAAAUAUGAUAGAAUGUACAGUAUAUUACAA